Messenger RNA from Teleopsis dalmanni, 2934 nucleotides. RefSeq lists its product as uncharacterized. The transcript is spliced from 3 exons. The record is from RefSeq and is a predicted model, not a curated record. The annotation marks the transcript as partial. NCBI's taxonomy places the organism in Eukaryota, Metazoa, Arthropoda, Insecta, Diptera, Diopsidae.
AUGGUUUGUUCAGAUCUAUGUAAAGUUUGUAAUACAGAUAAACAUCCGAUCUACUAUUGCAAAAAGUUCAUUGAAAUGACUCCUCCUGAACGAUUAAAUUGGAUUCAACGACAAAAACUAUGUGUGAAUUGUUUCAAAUCCGAUCAUAAAGCAAAGGUUUGUGAAGCUGGAUCAUGUAAAAAAUGUGCCAAGAAGCAUAACACUUUGCUCCAUUUAGAGCAACAGUCACCUAAACCUUCAAGGGCACCAGCAACAAACACAAAGUCAACCACAACAUUGAUCAACGCUAAUGAAUCGCCAUCCAUAACAGCAACAACUAAUGCAAAGUGUACUCGUAAUUACGUUCUGCUAGCCACUGCAAAGGUGCGCAUUAUUGCAAACAAUGGACGAACGUGUGAUGUUCGUGCCAUACUCGACUCAGGGUCUCAAGUGAACCUAGUAACCCAAAGAGUAAUCAACAAGUUAUCUUUAAUUACCACAAAUUCAAAUCUAUCGAUCGAAGGUAUUGGCCGUCAAUUCGGGAACUCAAAAUCUCGCGUAAAUGUUGAACUGCAGGCUACUAAUGGAAGCUUCAGGACGAGACUAGAGGCAUUUGUACUGCCACAAAUAAUAUCACCACAACCGUCACGAGACCUAGAUAUCUCGGAUUGGCAGAUCCCACAGAAUGUAGAAUUAGCAGACCCCAGCUUUAACAGAUCUGGACGAAUUGACAUACUGAUUGAACAAUUGAUAAUAGGAAAGAAUUCGCCACUGUUACAAAAUUCGGUUCUAGGUUGGUUGGUGGUUGGUAAGACUAAAACUACAACAGAUAUUAAACCAACAUGCGCUAUUACUACAGGAGAAGUUGGUGAAAUGUCAGAAAUGAUAGAACGAUUUUGGAAGUUAGAUAACAUUGAGACUGCAGAAAGGGUUUUGACUUUAUCUGAGAAAUGGUGUGAAAAUCACUUUACAAAUCAUGUAAAGACAAAUCACGAUGGUCGUUUCAUUGUACGCUUACCUUUCCGCGAAGAUCCCACAACACUUGGUAGAUCGCGUGAGAUAGCAUUCAAUCGAUUUUGUUCUCUGGAAAGGAAGUUACAAAGGGACCCAAAUUUAUACAAGGAGUACAUAAAGUUCAUGGAUGACUACGAGUCAUUAGGUCACAUGGAAAAAGUUUGCCCGAAAGAUGUCAAAGGAGCACAAUAUUUCAUUCCUCAUCAUUGUGUCUUGAAACCUGACAGCACUACAACCAAAUUGAGAGUUGUCUUUUAUGCAUCAGCAAAAACAUCAAGCGGUUUAGCACUAAACGAUAUUUUGCACAAAGGUCCAACAGUGCAAAGUGAUCUUUUUUCAAUACUGUUGCGUUUUAGAAUACACCGGUUUGUAUUUACGGCCGAUAUUGAGAAAAUGUACCGGCAAAUUCAAGUACAUGAUGAAGAUACAGCACAGCAGCUGAUAAUCUGGAGAAAAAGUGCUGAUGAUAGUAUACAAUAUUACCGACUGAAAACGGUUACAUAUGGAACAAAGUCAGCCCCUUAUCUUGCAACAAAAUGUCUUCAACACCUUGCGAAACAUAAUAUGACCAACUAUCCGCUUGGAGCACCUGCAUUACUUAAUGAUUUUUAUGUAGAUGACUGUUUAAGCGGAACUAACAGCAUCAUUACCGCCUUAGACACUCAACAACAACUUACGGAACUGCUCAGUAAAUCAGGAUUUAAGCUGAGAAAAUGGUGCUCAAAUAAUACACGACUCCUACAAAACAUUCCGAUAGAAGACCAAGAAAUCAACCUUGAUUUAGAUGACUCAGCCAUAAAGCCAACAAAAACAUUAGGCAUUAUUUGGCUCCCGAAAUCAGACGAAUUUUGCGGAAAGGCAGAGAUGUCAUCAGAGCAACCUAUCACGAAGCGGAUUAUGGCAUCGGACUUAGCUCGAAUUUUUGAUCCUUUGGGAAUUUUUGGCCCCAUUACUGUAACAGCUAAAAUAUUCAUGCAGGAAUUGUGGCAACAAAACUAUUCCUGGGAUGCGGAACUGUUACCUCAGGCUCAGCUAGAAUGGAAGCGGUUUAGAACUGACUUACAAACAUUAAAUACUGUGAAAGUACCCAGACAUAUUUUUAAUUCGACGGUUCCCUGUUCGAUUCAAUUACACGUGUUUACGGAUGCAUCAGAGAAGGCAUAUGGAGCAGCUAUGUACGUGCGAGCAAUAUAUAAUGAUAAGACAAUAACAUCGAGACUAUUGUGCGCCAAAUCUAGAAUAGCACCAUUAAAGAAACAGACACUUCCACGACUAGAACUCUGCGCAGCAUUGCUGGGAGUCGAAUUAGCAGAAAGAGUUAAACAAGAUUUAAAGUAUCAAAACGUGCCAACCUACUUUUGGUCCGAUUCCAAAAUUGUUUUGUCAUGGAUAAUAUCUUCAUCUGCCUCAUUGCACACAUUCGUAGCAAAUCGUAUUAGCAAAAUUCAAGAGAUGUCACAUGCUGAUCAAUGGCAUCAUGUGGCAUCAAAGGAUAAUCCUGCUGACAUCAUUUCCAGAGGAAUAAAGCCAAACCCAAAGGCAUUUAACAUCUCAACUGAUAUCGAAAGACGACAAGGACAUACAGUUAACAUUAUCAUUCAAACGACUGGUUCUGAUCACAUGAUAAAUCAAAUUGAUCAUCGAAACUCAUUCAGAUACCUCCAAAGAACAAUUGCUUAUGUUCGCCGUGUAUUUCAUCGCACACAAUCACCAACAAGAACACUUUCUCCAAAAGAAUUACGAGAUGCAUUAGUCUUCAUAAUUAAAACUAUUCAGGGCUCAGAAUUUGCAAAGGAAAUCUCUGAUUUAAAACAAUGUAAAGCAGUCAACAGUUCGAGUCAACUAAAUACUUUAGCACCGUUCAUUGACGAACAAGGUGUACUUCGUGUUGGAGGAAGGCUUGAAGCAUCAACAUUGCCAUAUGAUGCUAAACACCCAAUG